UUUCUCGACUCUCACAUCAUCCUAAGCGCAAUCAUCAACCGAAGCACAAGAAAAAGGGUUUUCUUUGUUCUAUCUAUCCCGCUCUCUCUCUCUCUCUCUGCAACUCUCUACGAGAUCAUCCAUGGCCGGCCGUUUCGACUUUGGUUCUCGUCCCAAUCUCUCUGUCUCCAGUCCUCUCCAUGCUGCCAAUGAUGUUCAGGGAUCUGAAAAUCCAAUUCCUCUUUCACCACAGUGGCUUCUGCCUAAGCCAGGGGAGAGUAAGCAUGGAAUUGGAACUGGGGAGAACCAUUUCAGUCAUCAACCUGCUUAUGGGAAUCGCAUGGACACGAUGAAGGGAUCUGAGAAUUAUGAGGAUAUAAAUGACAUACAGAAGAAAAAAGAAGUUUUUAGGCCAUCCCUGACCGAUUCUGAAAUUGGUAGGCGUGACCGUUGGCAUGAUGAAGAAAGAGAAAAUAAUUCUUCAAUGCGUAAAGAUCGUUGGAGGGAUGGUGAGAAAGAGAUGGGUGAUAGUCGCAAGAUGGAUCGUUGGAAUGAAGACUCAUCCACAAGAGUCUUUAGAGAAUCUCGUCGAGGCCCAUCCGAACGAUGGUCUGAUUCAAACAAUCGGGAUAAUGUCCAUUAUGAUCAACGCCGUGAGAGCAAAUGGAAUACACGUUGGGGCCCUGAUGAUAAGGAAACUGAAGGCUUUCGUGAGAAGCGGCUGGACUCUGGAAGAGAUGGUGAUUUGCAUCUUGACAAAAAUUUAUCUCAUGUGUCCAAUUAUGGGAAAAAUGACAGAGAUGGAGAUCAUUAUCGCCCAUGGAGGUCUAAUUCCUCGCAGGUUCGAGGUAAGGGAGAUCCUCCUCACCAUCAAUCCCAAACUCCAAUUAAACAAGUCCCUGCAUUUUCCCAUCGUGGACGUGGAGACAACACACCUCCUACCUUCUCUUUAGGUCGUGGAAUCAUCAGUUCUGGUGUAAAUCCUACCAAUAGUAUUUAUUCAUCUUCUAAUUAUCUUGGAGCUUCUUCUGAGAAAUCUGGAAGAGAGCCUUACCACUACAAAUAUAGCAGAACAAAGUUGCUUGAUGUUUUCCGGACUACCAAUCUGACAUCACAGCAAACUCCAAAAGAUGGAUUUGUGCCCGUGCCUACUCUUACGCUGGAUGAACCUUUGGAGCCUCUUGCUCUUUGUGCACCAACUACGGAAGAAAUGACUUUCUUGAAGGGGAUUGAUAAAGGGGAAAUUGUCAGUAGUGGUGCACCUCAAGUGUCAAAGGAUGGUCGAAACUCAUCAGAAUUUAUGCAAACAAGACGAACAAAACUGAGCGUUUCACCUUCCUUAGGCAGUAGAGAGGAUUUACCUCAUGGCUUUGUUGAUGAUUACAACGAUGAUAAGGAUGACGGCACCACUAAACCUGGUCACACAAACUAUUCAGAGGUCUCUACUGAGAGGCAGGUGCCUUAUCACAGGCCCCAGUCAAAAAUUGAAGCCAUUCAGGAACACAUGACGCAUACUAGUAGCACCUUCAAAUCUGAAGCUUUCAGAGAAGAUAACAAUGCUAUGAGAAAAACAGAUGAGGUGCCUGUCAAUAGGGAAUCAAGUGUCAAGGGGGGUACCAAUGUUCAUCCUGGCAGCACGUGGGAUGCCUCAUCACUUGAGCAACCCCUGAAUACAUCCUUGCCUGAUCGGAGAGAAAAUCCUAAUAAUAUUAGCUCAGGAACUCCUGACAAGGGUUGGCUACAGUCUUCAAAGAAUCUUAAUGAUGGGUGGGGAAGUAACACAGCUACUCCAUCUUAUCCGAAGGAUAAUCCCAAAUGGCAGACCGGUGAAGAGUCUAUCAUCAGAAGACAGCUUUCAGGGAUUUUGGACAAGGAACAACUAGCAAGGAAAACUGUUCAAUCUGCUCCAGAGGAUUUGCAACUUCAUUACAUCGAUCCUUCUGGUGCAAUUCAGGGCCCUUUUAGUGGGGCUGACAUUAUUCAGUGGUUUGAGGGUGGGUAUUUUGGUUUAGAUUUGCCUGUCCGUCCCGUAAAUGCACCAAAUGACUUGCCAUUUGCAGCACUUGGUGAUGUUAUGCCUCAUUUACGAUCUAAAGCCAAGCCACCACCAGGAUUUAGUGGACCAAAGCAGAAUGAAUUUGCAGAUUCAUUAGGUAACGCUAGUUAUGGUAGCUUAGGAAAGCUUCAUACUGGCUUGAAUGAGAUAGAUACUAUGAGGAAUGAGACAAGGCAUAAACAUGGCUCAACGGUGGAAGCUGAAAACAGAUUUUUGGAGUCACUUAUGUCUGGUAAUAUAGGUUCUUCACCUCUCGAGAAAAAUGCCUUUUCUGAAGGUGUGCCAGGAUAUUUUGGAAAUAAUUCUAGUAGUCUGUCUUCGUUGGGAAUAGACAAUGGAAACAACCUUUUCUUGUUGGCCAAAAGAAUGGAACUAGAACGACAAAGGUCUUUGUCUAACCCUUAUGCAUUUUGGCCUGGAAUAGAUGCUACAUCCAAGGUUUCUAAGCCGGAUAUUGGCUUAGAUGAUCCAAUUCAGCAAGCCAAACUCUUGUCUUCAAUCAUAGACCAUUCUCGUCAAACUUCUCAUUCUCAAGGUGCUGACAUGUCAGCCAUUCUACAAGGCUUAUCUGACAAAGCACCUCCUGGCAUUAAUGACGUUGCUGGCUGGUCAAAAUUUGCUCAGUGUGCUCCUGAUCCUCUCCAAAGUAAACUUGACUUGCACCAUGAUCUUAACUUGUCUUCGCAGGCACCAUUUGGUUUCCAACAACAGAGAUUGCAACCACAGCCUUCCUUGACAAAUUUACUUGCUCAAGCUACUGAUAAUCCUACCUUAACUCCAGAUAAGUUUCUUCCUUCCAGCUUAUCUCAAGACCCACAACUAAUAAGUAAAUUGCAACAACAACACCUGUUGCAGUUGCAUUCUCAAGUGCCUUUCUCCGCACAACAAAUGUCAUUGUUGGACAAACUUUUAUUACUUAAGCAGCAGCAAAAACAAGAGGAGCAACAACAGUUAUUACAGCAACAGCAGUUGCUCUCGCAGGUUCUAUCAGAGCAUCAGUCACGACAGCAUUUUAUUGAUCCAUCUUUUGGACAGUUACAAGGUGCUCCUAUGCCUAUUGGAAAUGCAUCUACUGAUCCAGCUCAAGUCCAGCAAUCACGAGAGAAGUUUCAAAUUGGUUCACAGAAGCCCCUAAAUGUCGUAACUGAUCGUGCAGCUCCCUUCGGAAAUAUGGCUUUGCAAGUUACCCAGGGAGCCAGUUACAAUGUUAAUUUAGAAGACCCGCCGCUUGCUCUUCCACAUCAAAUGUUUGGAAAUGUUGUUCAGCAGAAGAGUUGGACUCCUGCACUCUCAGAGCAGCUUAAUGAUACUUGUCCAAAUGAUAUGUUACCUGGAUCUAAAGUUGCCGAGGGCUCACUUUUUCCUGGGUUGACUGCCCAAUCAAACGAGGAUGUGAAUCUUGUGCCAAAGUCAUCUGACAGCCACACUAGUAAAGCUUUGGAGCAGAUAGCAGAGGAUGUACCAAGGCUGGAUGCAACUGUCACAUCUCUUGCAUCUGAUGCUUUGGUAGAACCUCUUCCUCUCAAGACUGCUGAAAUCUCUGUUGCCAUACAACCAGCAGAAGUUCACGAUUUUGAAAUUUCCAUUCCCGAUAGUGUACCUGCUUUGAAGGUUCAAGAAGCUAGUAUGCCCGUGGAAAAACUUGAAAGGGAUGUAUGCAAAGAUGAGACCUCCUUGGAGACAGAACUGAAAAAUGUUGAAGUACAAGAACCUAGAAAAUCUUCUGAUAAGAAGACGAAGAAGCAAAAAUCUUCGAAGUUGCUUUCCUCAGACCAGGCAAAGGAUUCUAAGAGUUCUGCUAUUCAGCAGUUAAAACAAUCAAAAAGUGGGAAAUCAGAAAAUGAUUUGAAAUUGAAGGCAGAUAAUAUUGUAGGAAAAUCAAGUGAUACUUCUUCCUCUCCUCGGAAGAUCAGAGAUGGGGAUGGCAAAACUUCUGUUGUGGAUAGUCAGCCAGUUCAAAGCUCUGCCUCUGCUAUAAAUACCUGGAAUGAUGGUGAAACUAUUCAAAUGAAGGAUGAUGCCAGACUAGUUGGGUCUGACUCUGUGCUUAACUCACAAACGCAAUCUGGCCAAAGAGCUUGGAAAGUUGCUUCGAGUUUCAAGCCAAAGUCGUUAUUGGAAAUUCAGGAGGAAGAGCAGAAAAGGGCACAUACAGAAACUGCUGUAUCAGACAUUUCCACUUCUAUCAACUCUAUGAGUUUAUCGACUCCUUGGGCUGGGAUCGUGAGCAGUUCAGACCCUAAAACUUCCAGAGAAAUUCAUAAAGAUUCUGGGAUUUCAGAAUCAAGUGAGAAACAUGAAAAUUUAUUGACUUCAAGGAGUAGAAAGAGCCAAUUGCAUGAUCUGCUGGCGGAAGAUGAUAUGGAAAAGUCAACUGCAGGCGAUGUUCGUGUUUCUGACUCUGUACAGAUUGCUUCUUCUCCUCGUGUCAUGGCCACACAAGCAGAACCAUUGGAUGACAAUUUUAUUGAGGCAAAAGACACCAAAAAGAGCCGCAAGAAGUCCGCUAAGGCUAAGGGCGUUGGUACCAAGGCCACCCCUGCAGUCCCUUCUGCUGAUGUGGUUGCUUCAAGUCCUAUUGAGAAAGGGAAAAUCUCCCGCCAGACCCAGCAGGAGAAGGAAGCAAUGCCUGCCAUUCCUUCUGGACCUUCUUUUGGUGAUUUUGUUCUGUGGAAGGGAGAAACUGCUAACGUGGCCCCUCCUCCAGCAUGGUCCAGUGACUCUGGGAAGGUCCCAAAACCCACAUCUUUGAGGGAUAUUCAGAAGGAGCAGGGAAGAAAAAUCUCUGCUGCUCAGCAUUCUCAUCAAAACCCUACUCCCCAGAAGGCUCAGCCUACUCAGGCUGGUCGUAGCAGCAGCACCAGUACUCCUUCCUGGGCUCUCUCGGCAUCUUCUCCAUCAAAGGCUGCAUCAUCCCCCCUUCAGAAUAUUCCUACUCAGUCAAAACAUGGAGGCGAUGAUGACUUAUUUUGGGGCCCCAUUGAGGCAAAGCAAGAAAAUCAGCAGGUUGAUGUCCGCCUUGGGAGCCACGGCAGCUGGGGAAAUAGGAGCGCCUCUGCAAAAGCAGUAGCAUCGACUGGGUUGUUAAGCCGGCAAAAAUCAUCUGGUGGCAAAGCUGACUAUCUUUCAUCCUCACCUGCACAGUCGUCUCAGAAAGGCAAACAAGAUCCAGUUACCAAGCACUCAGAAGCUAUGGGCUUCCGUGAUUGGUGUGAGAGUGAAUGUGUACGGCUCAUUGGGACAAAAGACACAAGUUUUCUGGAAUUCUGCUUGAAGCAAUCAAGAUCCGAGGCAGAGCUUUUUUUGAUAGAGAACCUUGGAUCAUAUGAUCCUGACCAUGACUUCAUCGAUCAAUUCCUCAAUUACAAGGAGUUGCUCCCAGCAGAUGUUCUUGAAAUUGCAUUUCAAAGUCGCAACGAUAGGAAGGUAUCUGCUAUAGCUUCCCGAGAAGUAAAUUCUGGCAAUGCUGGUGGGGAUGUGGACCCUGAUGUCCCUCUUGGCCGUGAUGGGUCCGCAAAGAGUGGAGGAAAGAAGAAAGGAAAGAAAGGGAAGAAGGUUAGUCCAUCAGUUUUGGGUUUCAAUGUAGUUAGUAACCGAAUCAUGAUGGGUGAGAUUCAGACGGUUGAAGAUUAGGAGAGAGAGAGAGAGAGAGAGAGAGAGAGCAGCUUUGGAGGCAAAUGUAAAUACAUGACAUCCAACUUUCUGUAAAUGGAUUUUUUUGUACCUCAACACCCCCCCCCCCGGAAAAAACAUCACAGAGAUGCAGCAGCAGUGACUAUUUUUGUCCGUCUGCUCGACGAUUUUGACAAUUAACUGUCCUGUCUUCCUAGGUUUGUUGUUAUUGUGUCUGUUACAAACAUUUUUGAGUUGGAUUUAACCUAACCGAGGUAAUUUAUUCUUGUGUUUCACUUCC
Messenger RNA from Benincasa hispida (wax gourd), 5948 nucleotides. Its product is annotated as GYF domain-containing protein. Gene Ontology annotation, molecular function: protein binding. The record is from RefSeq and is a predicted model, not a curated record. NCBI's taxonomy places the organism in Eukaryota, Viridiplantae, Streptophyta, Magnoliopsida, Cucurbitales, Cucurbitaceae.